AUCAGUACCAUGCUGCGAGGUGUCGGAUGAAGAAAAACAUGUCAGAACUCUGCUCCACUGAUGGUUUAGGGGGAAGAGCGUCCAUCCCUUUGGACAUAGACAACGUUCACCUGCUGCUACAAGUGGAACAAGAGCAGAUCCAGAAGAGAACCUUCACCAACUGGGUCAAUGUUCAGCUGUCGAAGCGGAGGCCACCAUGUUUGAUUGUAGACCUGUUCAACGACUUCAGAGAUGGCUCCAAACUGUUGGACCUGCUGGAGGUGAUGAGUGGUCAGCGCCUGAGUCGGGACAGAGGCCAGGGGACGUUUCAGCACAGGAGUAACAUCCAGAAGGCUCUCUCCUUCCUCAAAACCAAAUCAGUCAAAAUGGUGAACAUAAACAUUCCUGACAUCAUGGAGGGGAAACCGUCAAUCAUCCUGGGUCUCAUAUGGACCAUCAUUCUGCAGUACCAUAUCGAGGAGCUGGCCAGCUGCCUGUCCUUUGACUCCCGUCAAUCGUCGGUGGAGUCUUUGGCCAGUCUGGACUCCCGCUCCAGUCGCUCGACAAGCAGCAGUCCAGUUCCACGCAGAGGCUCACCUCUUCAUCAACGCUUCAAGGUUUCUGCCAAGAAGGCUCUGCUGCUGUGGGUGCGAGACCAGUGCCAAAUAGCCGGCUGUUCAAUAAAUGUCAAAGACUUUAAGGUGAGCUGGAGGAGUGGCGUGCUGUUCCUCGCCAUCCUGAACGCUUUGCGACCCGACCUGGUGGAUCUGUCCAAAGCCAGAACCAGGAGCAACAAGCAGAACCUGGAGGAAGCGUUCCACAUUGCAGAGAAGGAGCUCAAGAUCCCCAGACUGCUGGACCCGGAUGAUGUGGACGUUCGAGACCCCGAUGAGAAGUCCAUCAUGACCUACGUGGCUCAGUUCCUGCAGUACUCCAGAGACCUGCCAGUCCAGGAGGAGAUGCAGACCCAGUUUCUGACUCCUCCUACAAGCCCCUCACCUGUCCGUCUACCUGUUCACUACACUCCUGCUGUUUCUGCUUCACCUCUGCGACAGACGACAGGUGAUGGGAAAGUGAAGGAGGUCACCUGCUGGCUCCGGCAGGCCUACGAUGAGCUGCUGGAAGGAUGGGACUCAACAGAAGGAGAAAGUUACUCAGAGAGAUAUCACGUGUUUCAGACGUUUCUGGUGUCCUUUAAUGAACAGCGCCGUCCCAUCAUGCCUUUACUGACCGCCAUGAGACGAGCGCCAAAGCUCAGCCAGGAGCAACGAGCUCUCAGAGAGGCCUGGGACUCCAUCAACCAAAAGCUUCAUGAAUACAGAAUAGAGCUGGACAUGAGCCUCCCACCCCCGCUGGACCUGGUGGCCCGCUGGUUGUUGAGGACAGAGGGGGCUCUGUCUGAGGAACAGGGGGACCCUCAGGACCACGGCAGUGCUGCUGAUGAAGCCCGGGAGAAACAGGAGCUGCUSAGAGUUUGUUUGGAGGAGAUGCCACAGCACUUCAGAACGUUCCAGUCCUUCAGAAACCUGGACGAAUAUGGAAACCUGAUGGUUCCUGCAGACAAGAUGGAUGAGAUGAAGAGGAGAUUUACUGGAGUCAGAGUCACUGCCAAGUACCACGGCAUCAAGCUGGAGUACCGGGAGCACCACCACACAGUUCUGGACCUGCUGGGUCAGAUCAAGGCCAAGCUCCGGAYCUGGAAGAGACCGUAUAUUUCUCCAGAAGCUGUCAGAGUGUUGCUGCAGGAAUGGAAUGAGCUGGUGAACAAACAGGAGCUUCCUUCUUUGUUGGAAGCUGCUCUUGGGAAGCUGAAGCAGAUCUCUGAGAAAUAUUCCAGUAAAUCUGCCCUCGCUGCAGAUUACCACAGUGUCAGUCAGCAGGUGAAGCAGCUCGAGGACAACACUCUGCUGCUUCUGGAGGAAGUGACGUCAACAAAGAGCAUGAUGGGUCGGGUUCUGUCURCCUGGGAAUCGUACAGUGACUGCAUGAGCUCCAUUCAGGCUUGGCUUCAGCAGGGAUCAGCAACACACAGCAGAGGAAACGCAACAACGGCCAGAAGAGCUGAGAGCAGCGCAGAGGUCCAGGUAAACUCUCAGGACCUCCAGGCUUUGAUCAGAGAGGCCACACUGGUCCUUAAAGAGCCUCUGCAGGCCAUGGCAGCUCCUUUACGCACCUACAGGAAGAGACUACAGUUCACUAUGAGGAAGAUAAAAGAAGUGGACCUGGAGGCUCUUGGUUCCUCUCCAGAAUUUCCCACUGAUCAGUUAGAAAAACUGAGACUUGCAGUUCCUGAAGUGAUGCAGACUUUGUUCGAGGCAGAGCAGGUUUGUGCAGAGAUGCAGCACAGUGUAUCUGGGUUGGACACGAGAUUAGCUGAGCUCCUCCUCUGGGAGAUGGAGGCCAGAGAGCUGUACGAGCUGCUGAGGGCUGCAGAUCCACGACCCAAACAGCAAGGCCAAGACCCCAGAGCCAGGCUCACAAUUUCCCGUGGUCUGCAGCUGGAGGGUCAGGUGGUCACAGAGGAGCAGGACCUGCAGGUUAUAGUCAUGACGAGUCAGAAGAACUCGCCCAUGCAGUACCUUCAUGCUUCUGCCAUGCAGGAACGAGUUCAAGCUGCUGUGGCCCAGUGUCAGGAAGCGAUUGGUAUGCUCAGCAGCCUGGGAGCUCGAAGGGAAAGAAGCAGAAGUCCUUCAGAGGCAGGUCCUCCUUCAAAGGUCUUUAUUCAAGAGAAAACCAAACCUGAACAUCUGAGACCCUCAGACACCAAGCUGCCAACUCAGGAGUCUGAGAWCUUUCUGGGUCCACAUCACAGUGACACUAACUUUUUGCCAAAGAUAGUAGUUCAGGAAUACAGAGAAGAAAAAAUGGCAUCUCCACCGAUGCUCUAUACCUACGCUCAAGCUGUGACUGGAACAAGGUCUUCACCUGAGGAACCAAGUCUGGAUUCCCAAGAGACUGCUGCACAAAACCCACAGAAAACUCAACAUCAAGGCCCAAUACCACAGCAGUUCCUGCAACAAGAUCCUUCCAGGCAAACAGCAACUGAAACAGAAGAGCAACAACCCAAGCUCCAGCAAUCAGUUAAAAUUAAGAAACAACAAGAAAUGUUGUAUGAAGAACCAGAACCACAGCAGCACAAACCAGACCAGGAACACCAUCAAAGUGAACAGCUGAUGGUUACAAAUCUUAAAGAAAAGACAGAAGGAAAACAGAAAACAGAGCUCCACGAGAAAACUUCACAUCAGCAACUAAGUGUCAAGAAACCGUCUCUGAGCUCACAAGAGCUUCAGAGCCGAAAGGCUCAGGCCAYGAAGAACCGACCCUGGCUGCAAAAAGGUGACAAGAAAACUCCAGGUCCACAUAUAGGACAAGAGCCUGCUCAGGCUCCUAAUCAGACCAAACAGUUAAAAACAGCGUCUGGUACUCAGGUAGUCUCACAUCAAUCAUCAACUGGUAGGAAACAGCCUGAAUCACACACAAAACACACUAAGGAGACACAACAAGUGCAAGAAAAGCAACAAAAAGAAGCUCAGCAACAAAGAGAAACACAGCAACRUCAGCAAGAAAAAGAGCAGCAGCAACAACAAAAGCAGCUUCAGGACUUCAAAAGGCAACAAGCACACCCAGUUGUAAGACAGGCCAAACCAGAUUCACACACCAAGACUAAACCCUGGACAGUGACUGRGACUCAGUCUAACAAAGAAAGAAAAACCCAGAAUCAGUCCCAACCCAACAUGCAGUCCAAGUUUCAGUCUGAUGUCAAAGUGUCCCUCACUGGUGUGUCUCACUCWUCUACAGAGAGCCAACAGACAACAACAACAAGCUUCUCACAAACUGGAAUGAUUGAAAGUCAGUCACAGAAACAAACUCUUUCAAAGCCUCAUACCUCUACAAAAAAACAGGCCCUCUCCCAGACAUCUGUCCCUGCAGUAUCUCAGCUUCUGCCACAGCCUCAGAGUCCAGCCCUUGGUCCACCUGUUGCUCAAGUUCAGACAUGGACACAGAUCAGUCCUUCUUCUCCUUUUCCAGGUCUCAUUCAGCCCCCUGUGCCAUCCCACAUUCAGCUUCGGACUCAUCCACAGUCUUGGGCCCCUGUCAGGCCACCUUCUCCUAAACCACCAACACAUGACCAACCUGAGACCAUUGAUCAGGCAAAAACCUUUGCUCAAACUCACCCGCAGCUCAGAGAUCGUCAUGAAACCUGUUCUGAGCUGAAAACUCAUUCUGAAAUCAAUGUAAGGUCCAAGAACUUGCCUCAGAUCCAUUCAAAGUCAGGAGGAGAUGCUUGGGUUCCUCCUCAGACUCAUGUUCACAAGACCAACCUUCAAACCAAUAAUCAGUCCAUUGCCCAAGUUCAAAGUCAUGUUCAGCAAGUAGCAAAGCCAAGUGACCACCAGCCACCAACUYGCCAUCAAACAAAGGUUCAGCCUAUGGUCCAUCUUCAGGACCGUCCAGUUCCUGAGCCUUUGACUCAUUCUCAACCUCCAGUUCUACACCAURGACUUCCUACAGGCCCUCAUCAGGACCAUCCAGUUCCUGACCCUAAUACACGUUCUCAACCUCCAAUCCUACAGCACGGUCUUCCUACAAGCCCUCGUCAGAACUUUCCAGUUCCUGACUCUAUGACUCUUUCUCAACCUCCAAUUCUGCAUCAUGGUCUUCCUACAGGCCCUCGUCAGGACCAUCCAGUUCCUGACCCUAAAACUUGUUCUCAACCUCCAAUCCUACAGCACGGUCUUCCUACAAGCCCUCGUCAGGACUAUCCAGUUCCUGACUUUAUGACUCUUUCUCAUCCUCCAAUUCUGCGUCAUGGUCUUCCUACAGGCCCUCAUCAGGACCAUCCAGUUCCUGACCCUACAACUCGUUCUCAACCUCCAAUCUUGCAGCAAGGUCUUCAUUCCCAGGGUCAUCUGCAGGCCUGGACUCCAGUUCAAGCCUCAUCUUUGAUGUCACCUCAGCAUCUUCAGACUGCAGCUCAACCUCAACUUUAUCACCAGGGCUACUCCCAGUUCUUAUCUCAGCAUUAUGCAGAAAAACAGGAGUCACAAAGUCAGGCCAUUGUCCAACAGAGACAUCCUGUUUCACAGUUAUACCCUCAAGUGCAAGGUACCAUGUCUAAGGCCUUCCGAGCAACUCCGGAUGUGCCACAGUGGCCCCAGCAAGGGCCUCAGGUCACUCCCCAUAGGUUUUCCCACAUGUCUUAUACUCAGCCUCAAAUCCAUCUCCAGGCACAUACUCAGACAUGGUCUCCCUCCCAACCUCAAAUUAACCUCCAGAGUCCUGUCCAACUCAAACCCCACCAACCAUUUCAUCCAGUCCAAACAGAACAAGGUCAUGUUCACCAGCAGAAUUGGGUUCCAGCCAUGCCACACAUUCAGUCCCAGCCUUAUCACCAUCCUCAGACUCAGCAGUAUUUAACAGUUCAGCAUACAACUCAGAUCCAAACUCAAACAACUUCUCAAUCACAACCACCACACCAGGUCCAGUGUCAGCUACCUUUACAGGGCCCACUUCAAACUUUGCAGGCCCAAUCCCAAACUGGUAUCCAGAUUCAGACAGGACUGCAAGCUGAGCUUUAUAUCAAGCCCUCUUCAGAGCCCAAACUCUCCCAACUCCUGCAACCUCUGAUGGAGGAAAACAGUUCAUCAUCUCCACUAUCCAAUCCUCUGGUCAGAGCAGGGUUUGAGUUAACAGUCCAACCAAAGGUACCAUUAACAAUCCAGUCCAAGUCUGAAUCAGAACCAAAACCCCAAUCCAUGCUACCUAAACCUGUUCCAUCAAGUACAGUGACAGUGGUCAAAUCUUUAACCGAACUUGGUAAGCAAAAACAAGCAGAUAUUCAGCCUUCAUGUAAAUCAGAACCUUUGGUUCAACUACCUGCUAAAUCCUCGGGUGAGUCACCACAAUCUCAGGUAACAAGUGAGCCCCUGGUAAUGAUGCCUACCCAGGCCCAAAAUGAGUCCCUGGUUCUGACCCCAGCCAAAUUUGAAGAUGAAUCGUCAUUGCUGUCCAAGUUGCAGAUUGAAACCCCAACACAACCUGUGGUUCAGUCACUUAUUCAGCAUAAUAUUGACUUAACAAUACAACCUAAGGUCCAAUCAAUGACUCAACCCAAACCUGAGGCACAGUUACCACAGACUCAGUUAUCAUCCUUACCCAAACYCCAAUCACCUCCAAAGUCCAAAAUUCAGAGCGAAACCCCAACAAAACCUGUGGUUCAAUCACCAAUUCAACAUAAAUCUGACUCMUUCCCUCAACCAAAGGGCCCAUCCAUGUCUCAGCCCAAACCUGAGGCACUACCCCAAACACCUACACAAUACAAGACUCAGUCCCCACCACAGACUAGACUUCAGACUCAACCACUUCCACCAUCAAACCUUCAGAUCCCAUCUGAAUUGCAUCACAAACCUCAUCAGCAACAAAGCAGUCCUGUAUUUCAGGUCCCUCAGAUCCAAGCUGAAUCCCUAGAUGACCUCAUCAGAUCUCCUGCUUUGGCUCAGGCUCCUCCUCAGGCCUACACAGAGGCCUACAUCAAGGCUCGGGCUCUGGCUAUGAACGGCUUUGAGGAAGCCAAGCACUGCCUGCAGGCACACAUCCUGGAGGCCAUCUCUGUCUUUAAAGACAAAUGUUUGUCAGCUGAGCAAGCAGCCGUUAAAGAGGAGACUCUGAGGACUCUGGACCCAGAACUGCUUGAGGAGUUCCUGAGAGCAGCGAAGGGCAUGGAGGCUUUUUGUACUCCAUCACAGCUCCAAGACAUGGACUCCUUCACCCAGUCUGUCAGGACACAGUGGGAGGCUGUGAGAGCUGAAAUCUCAGGCUUUUUGCAUCAGUUACGCUUUGAAGUAACAAGGAAAGGUUUUAAUUCAGCUGCCCUGCGGUGUGAGAUGCACUUAGCCUCCUGCUUAAACAAACAGGAACAGGCCUGCUUCUCAGCAGACUUUACUGAGGCUGAGCAGCACCUUCAGGCCCUGAAGGGUCUAUGUGAUACUCUGAGCCCGGAGGAUUCUCACCGCCUGGCCCAGACCCAGCUGAUGGAGUGUGAAACCAGGCUGGCUGCCAUCCAGCGUCAGUUCAGUGGAGACCAAGAUGCUCAACACCCUGAGUCCAGGAUUUAUUUAGCUCUUGGUGAAGAUCUGAACUCCCAAAGGAGACCUAAAAAACUGAGUGACAAACCCCAGAUCUCAGUGGAGGCUCCUCAGCUGAUGGUGCAGACACCUGAGAUAGAGCAGCAGGCGUCUGCAGAAGACGGGGAUAAGAAGGAAGCGUUGGAAAGAUAUGAGGUCUGCAAACGGACUCUGCAGGUCCAUCUGGCUAAAAUCGAACAGAGUUUCAAAGAGAUUCCUUCUGACUCUGUUUCCCUGAAGGGUCUGCACACACGGCUCCAGGAACUGCAGUUCCUGCGGCAGGAGACUGAGUCUCUGUGGUCUGACUUCGAGACCCAGUGCUCCCAGCUAAGCGGGGUCUCCUCUGUGGAGCAGGAGAAGGCUGAGCUGCAGGAGAAGUGGCGCAGCCAGCAGCAGAACCUUCAGAGGAGAGGCAGUUCUCUGGGUUCUGCUCUCAGACAGAUCGACUCCACUGAGAACCACAUGGUGGACUUCAGCGAGCGGCUGGACCGGUACCUGAGACAGCCCAAAGACAUCAGUGGUUUCAGCCUGUCCAACAGCAACAUCCUGAAGGACAUCAAGGAACUGGAUGACAACAUUCAAAGUGAGCUGGACCAGCUGUCCCGACUGGACCCUGAGUCCAGCAUCCUUGACCCCAGAGAAUUCUUCCCUCUGACUCGAGAGGUGGAGACCCACAGAUCCAGUCUGGACCAGCUCCGCCAGCAGGUCCGGAAGAGCGAGGCAGCCGCUCGCGCCCUCGACCGUUUCCUCAUGUCCCUGCGCACUGUGGAGGAGGACGUGUCCGGAGUCCAAGCUGGUCCCUGCAGCGACUCCGUGGUUCUGCAGGACUGUCGGACCAAGCUGGCACUGAUCAGACAGAGCAUCGACAGUCUGAAAGACAAGGCCCCUCAGCUGGACCUGCUCCUGCAGGGGGCCCGGCUCACCAUCACCAGGGACGGAGCCCCGGCCUCCUGUCUGGACAUGGUGACGGUCCUGCUGAGGAGGCUGGAGAACGCUGACAGAGGACUGGUCAACCAGCAGAGAGGCCUCCUGAAGGAGACUCAGUCCAGGUCUCUGGGUCUGAGGAAGAGAACCGUGCUGGGGGAGCUGAAGAGGCUCCAAGAAACGAUUGAAAACCAGAAUCUGAGAGAGCCCACCAUCCCUGCUGUGCAGCACAUGCUUCGCUCUCUGUCAGACCUGGAGGUCCAGCUGCAGGAUCAACAGUCUGAGCUUCAGAGCCUCCGAGAACUGCAAGAAGCACAAGGAGGAGGAGAGAACCUCCUUCAAGACCUGGAGAGCCAGUGGGAGGAGUCUCAGAGAGUUUUCUUUGACAGACGGAAGCAGUGCAGGGUUGUUUUGGACCUUCUGAAGAAGUUUCAGACGUGCCGUGGUCACCUGAGCAGCGUGCUGCAGAGAGCUGAGCAGACCCUCACUGAGACCGCUUCUUAUGUGGGCAAAGACAACCUGCAGAGAACCAUGAUGAAGGUGUGUGACGUGAAGAAGGAGCUGGGGGGUCUCAGUGAGCAGAUGGAGGACAUGAGGGGGGUCUGCAAACAGCUGCACUCAGAGCUCAGCAAGUUCCCCGACUGCAGCAACACAACCUUUGAAGCUGAGACCCACACACUCAUGGACAGCUGGCUGGAUGUGACUGAGAAGACAGACGUCUACCUGGACAACCUGCAGGUGGGGGUGGAGCUGUGGGACAAGCAGCUGAUGCUGGGGGGACAGGUGGAGAAGUGGGCCGGAGCCAAGCUGGCCCUGUUUGCAGCAGGUCAACCCUUCCACAGCCAACAAGAUGUUCUUUCCAUGAAGGAGGACAUCCACAGCAACCAGGAACACAUCGAGCAUUUCCACAAGAAGUCUGUGGAGAUCCAGGAGAUGCUGCAGAGUCAGGAGGCUCCUCUGGAGCUGCAGGUGAUGGAGAGCCAGCUGAGGAAGAGGAUGGAGCAGGUGAAGGAGCUGUUCACUGACUGCACAGAUGUGUUUGAGGAGCUUCUAGCUGUGAGGAAACAUCUGUGUGAGAAGAUCCAGAUGUGUCAGACAUCUGUGGAGAACAUCCAGGGUUGUGUGAGUCGGGUCGAUGCUUCAGAACCAGCAGCAGAAGCUCAGAUCCAGGAUGUGUGUGAGGAGCUGCAGGCUCAGGAGGACCAGGUCCACGCUGUGCUGACAGAGCUGGCUCUGGUCUCCAGGGUGGCCAGUCCAAAGGUUCUGGAGGAACUUUCUGCUGACUGCAGCAGAGUGAAGGAGACCAUCGCUCAGACCAGAGACCUGAUCCACCUGAAGAGAGAGGAACGAGACAAAGACCUGCUGACCAUCAUCAACGAUGAAAGAGAAUCGUUUGAGGAACAUUUCCAGGAGGUCCAGAUGUCCGUCAAUGAGUGCUUUGAGAACCCUGAGAGCAGGAGUGAUGUGGAAAGCUCCGUGCAAAGACUGCAUAGUCUCCUGGAAUCUCAGGACACAGAGAGACGUCUGGGUCAGAUCCAGGAUCGGCUGCAGAGAUGGAGCCAGCAGGUUUCUCCUCAGCACACGUCUGAACUGGACGUCUGGCUGAAGGAGCAGCAGGAGGAGGUGGGCACAUUCAGAACCCACUGCCACAACCGGCAGGAACAGAUGGAGUCUCUCCUCAGAGACCUGGACAGUCUGCAGGAGCAGCAUGAGAGACUGGAUGAGUGGCUGCAGAACAAAGAGAAACAGUGUGUGCUGUCAGAAGAUCACACACUUCUUCUGAAGGAGCUUCAGGAUGAAAGCGGUCGAGCUGAGGCUCUCUGUCAGCUCUUAGCUUCGAUACGUCGACAAGGAGUUCGAGCUGAAAACAUCCUGAAGGAUGGAGACAACCUGUUACAGCGGAUCAGAAACCUGGAGAGCCGUCUGAGRGGGCAGGUCCAGGCCCGCAGAGUCCUGCAGGAAGACCACAGCAGCUGUAAAGCUCAGGCUGACAGAACCAGGACCUGGAUCAGGGACCUGUCAGAAUCACUUGGCUCUGCUGUUUCACACUCUGACAUGGAGGAGAUGAAGGACGCAGCUCAGACUGUCCUGAAGUCCAGAGCUGAGGGCCAGUCCAAGCUGGAGAACCUGAGAGCUGAAGUGAAGCAUCUGUGUGAGCAGGACCAGCUGCAGGACCAGCUGCAGGACCAGCUGCAGGACCAGCUGCAGGACCAGCUGCAGGACAACGAGACACAGGAAGUCCAGCUGCUCCUCAAAGACACAGAGAUGGAGUGGAGGACGCUCCUGCAGGCUGCAGAGGACGCUCUCUGUAAGGCUGAGACUCAGGUUCUACUAAACAAACAGUUUGAUGGUUUCCAGAGCCAGAAUCAAAGUGUUGAGUCCUGGAUCAGAGACCAGAAUGAGGUCCUGGCAUCUCUAGGUGACCACAUGCAGGUGGAAGAGAAGCUGCAGGUCAUACAGACUGUUCUGAGCUGCAGGUCUGAUGGAGAGUCCAGGCUUCAGGAUCUGAAGGACCAGGGUCAGAGUCUGAGAGAACACCAGGAGCUGAAGGACAGCAGGAGGCAGGAGGUCCUGGAUGCUGUCAGACACACAGAGGAGCAGUGGUGGGAGGUCUUCCAGACUGCUGAGGAGGUUCUGAACCAGGCAGAGACCCAGGCAGCCUCUGAGAGAGACUUCGACACUGUCAGAAACCAGAAUCAGGUCUUCAAGUCUUGGAUCAAGGAGCAGAAGCAAAAACUGUUGGCUCUUAGUUCUCAGAUGCAGUUUGAAGACAGGUUUCAGAUAAUCCAGGAGGUCCUGCUGUCUGAACCUGAAGGAGAAGCUCAGCUGCUCCACCUGAAGCUGCAGGCUGAGCACCUGUGUGAGAACCUGAGGGAGGACAGGAGACAGGAUGUGGAACAGCUGGUUUCCUGUUCCCAGCAGCUGUGGAGAACCGUCCUGCAGGCCACCAGACAAGCUGAGCUCCAAAGUCUCUCAGAGGAUUUAGAUUCUCAGAGUAAAACCACCGAGUCCUGGAUCAGAGAGCGACACCAGAAACUGCAGUCAGAGGGAGAUCCACCUGAAGAGAGACUCCGCACAGCACAGAGAGUUUUGAGCAGCAGACCUGAGGGUGACAUCCAGGUGAACAACCUGAGGAGGCGGGGCCAGACUCUGUGUGACCAUCAGGAUGCUGAUGAGGCCAGGAAGCUGCAGGUUCAGCAGACAGUUAAAACCACGGAGGAGCAGUGGAAGAUGCUACUGCUAACUGCUAAAGAAGUGGAAGCUGCUGCAGCUGCAGAGAUCAGCCAGGAGUCAGAGAGGAAACAGGUGGAGAUGAGGAUGUUUGAGUCCCAGCAGCAGGACACUGAUCUGUGGCUGCAGGAGCUCCAGCAGCAGCUGAGCUGUGUGAGCAGCUGGACUUCACCUGAGGAACGACUGCAGGCAGCUCAGUCCAUCAUGAGCUCAAAGACUGAAGGAGACUCCAGGAUCCAGGAGCUCAGGAGUCGGGCUCAGACUUUGUGUCGUGAAGAUGAAACGUUCCAGCAGAAAGCCCGAGCAGCUGAGGAGCAGUGGAGGAGCCUUCAGCAGAAGGUCAGAGAAGCUGUGAGGGAAGCUGUCCACGCUCAGCUGAGGAGCUUUGAAGCCCUGAGAGGAACCACCUGCAGCUGGCUGCAGGACAGGCAGCACAGCCUGUUCCCUGCACACGCUCAGACUGAUCCACAACAGACCAUCAAGUCUGCUCAGGACAUCCUGAGCCGUAAACCUGAAGGAGACUCCAGACUGAUGGAGCUACAAACACAGAGCAGACAUUUGUCCCAGCUGCAGGACGUGGAGGACCACCUGAAGCUAGAGGUCCAGCACAAAGUCCAAGACUGUGAGGAUCUCUGGCAGACCCUCCUGCAGACCGCUGAGGAGGCUCUGAAGGAAGCUGAGGUCCAGUACUCUCUGUCCCGGGAGCUGCAGUCCUUCUGGGUCCAGGCAGACAGCUCAAAGACUUGGCUCCAGAACCUGCAGGGCCGAGCUGAGUCCAUGAAGGGAGGGACUCGGAGCAGCAAGGUUCAGACAGAGGAGAGGCUGGUCACAGCCCAGAACAUCCUGAGCUCCGAGUCCCACGGUGCCGCCCAGCUGAUGGAGCUGAAGAACCGAGUCCAGAGUCUCUGUGAGCACUCAGACCUGGACCARGACAAGAAGGAGGACGUUCAGAGGACAGUCAGAGACAUGGAGACWCAGUGGAGGACAAUUGUCCAAACUGCUGAAGAGACACAGAGACUCUUACAGACCGUGCUGGACCAGAUGCUGUCCUUUGAGGUCAAACGAGACCAGGCUGAGGCCCAACUGGCUGAGCUCCAGAACCAGACGUCCAGUCUUCCACGUGUCUUCUCCUGGCCAGGCCUGGUGGAGCGAAGGCAGGCUGUGGAACAGGCCCGGACCCUCCUGAACCAGGCUAAAGCCUUGGGCCCUGUUCUGUCAGAUCUGAGGACAGAGGCAAAAGAGAUGUUUGAAAGGACYGGAGACCAGAGUUGGACAGAUUUGUCCUCAGCAGCUAAAGAAGAAUCCAUCUCUGCUCUGGAGACAGAACUAACUGAUGUGCUGGACCAUCUGGGGAAAGGGGUUGUGGCGGAGCGGCACUUCACUCAGCUGAUGGAGCAGCACAAGGCAGCUCAGGAUUGGCUGAGGGAACACGUCAGAGUCCUGGGACCGCCUCCAGCUGACAGACAGGCUCUUCAGAACACCACCAGCACCCUCAAGGCUCUGCUGCAGACACUCGACAGAGAGCAUCGAGAGAUGAAGGACCUGGACUCUGCCAAGGACACUUUGUUGAGCUUCUGCAGCCCUGGAGGUCAGGACGCUCUGACCCUGAAGGUCAGCCAGCUCCAUGACCUCUGCAGCAGCUCGGAGCAGGAGGUGAGGCAGCAGCUGAUCACCUGCGAGGCGCAGGUAGAGGAGACGGACCGUCAGCUGGCUCGGGUUUCUGAGGGUCUGAAGGAGGCGGCARCAGCUCUGCAGUGGGAGCUGCGCUCUCUGGACCAGGCUCUGAGUUACAGCGAGCCUCAGGACAACAUGGCUCAGCUGCAGCAGCACUGGAGCAGCCUGCAGCAUUGUGAGAAAUCUCUGGAUGAUUUGGGUCAGAAAGUUUCUAACCUGCAGCAGGAAGUGACCUCAUCAUCUUCCACCAAUGAGCUACCAGCAGACGUCAUGAGAACUGUUGAAUGUUUGUGUCAACAACACACCAGUUUAAAGUCCAGGCUGAGUGAACAUCAGGAGAGCUGCAGCAGAAACACAGCUGGGUGUCUGAAGGACAGUCUUUAUGCUCUGCAACAAUGGAACCAGAGCAAACCAGCAGAUUCAGCUUCUGCCAUUCAGGUGUCCUUACAAGAAGCAGAAAGGUUGCAGCACAGCCUGCAGGAGGCCUUCUCCCACCAUCAUUUUCUAUCAGCCUGUUUGACAGUCGAGCUGUUCCAAACCCUGCAGAAAGACAGUUCAGAGUCCUGCAGACAGGCAGACCUACACAAGUCUUCUCUUACUCACAGAUUGAAGGAGCUUGAGAGGAACAAACAGGCAGUGGAUGUUUUUCCUGAAAGUCUGCAGGAAACAAACAGAUCUGUUGUGGCACCUCCACGGAAAAGCAAACAAUUGACUGAGAAGUGUCAGAUUAAAGCACAACAAAACAUUUCUUUAACUGACAAACUUACACCUGUUCAGGGUGACUCCUCAAUUGCUGUUGAGUCCGUACAGAUUGAAGUUCAAACCCAGAAAUCCAGAGAGGAAGCAGUCGGAGAAAUUACAGGAAAUGAAGGUGUGAAAAAAGAAACGUCCCUUGUACCAUCCAGGAAGAAGUCAAAGUUAUCAGUCAGAGAAAAGGAGGCUCCCAGCCAGAAGACAGAGUCUGACCUGAUGAAAAGUUUACCUGAUGAGCAGAAUCUCCCUCCAUCCUCUGCUGCUCAGUKCAUCACAAAACAAGAUGAGAACAGAACUCAAACUGCUGCUGAGGCAACAAGUCCAAAUAUGUCCUCAGACAAAUCUGCUGCACAACAUGAAGAGCUUUCUGAGACUCAACUGUCUGUGGUUACAGUCACCAAGACUGAGUCACUGUUUGGUCCAGGCAGGUCAGAAAACAAUGAUCAACAACACAAAAUUUUACCUCCCAGACGUAAAGCAAAGACUUCAAAACAUCCACCUAAACAUCUGGAUCAGCCAACUGCACAAAGAGAGGAACUCAAACAACCAGCUGCACAAUCAGAGGAACUCAAACAACCAGCUGAACAAUCAGAGGAACUCAAACAACCAGCUGAACAAAUAAAGGAGGAACUCAAACAAUCAGCUGCACAAUCAGAGGAACUCAAACAACCAGCUGCACAAAUAGAGGAACUCAAACAACCAGCUGCACAAUCAGAGGAACUCAAACAACCAGCUGCACAAACAAAGGAGGAACUCAAACAACCAGCUGCACAAAUAAAGGAGGAACUCAAACAACCAGCUGCACAAUCAGAGGAACUCAAACAACCAGCUGCACAAACAAAAGAGGAACUCAAACAACCAGCUGAACAAACAACUGAGGAACUCAAACAACCAGCUGAACAAACAACAGAGGAACUCAAACAACCAGCUGCACAAACAACUGAGGAACUCAAACAACCAGCUGCACAAGUAAAGGAGGAACUCAAACAACCAGCUGCACAAACAACUGAGGAACUCAAACAACCAGCUGCACAAGUAAAGGAGGAACUCAAACAACCAGCUGCACAAACAAAGGAGGAACUCAAACAACCAGCUGCUCACGUAAAGGAGGAACUCAAACAACCAGCUGAACAAACGAAGGAGGAACUCAAACAACCAGUUGCAGAAAUAAAGGAGGAACUCAAACAACAAGUUGCACAAAUAAAAGAGGAACUCAAACAACCAGUUGCACAAAUAAAAGAGGAACUCAAACAACCAGCUGCACAAAUAAAGGAUGAACUCAAACAACCAGCUGCACAAAUAAAAGAGGAACUCAAACAACCAGCUGCACAAACAAAGGAGGAACUCAAACAACCAGCUGCUCACGUAAAGGAGGAACUCAAACAACCAGCUGAACAAACGAAGGAGGAACUCAAACAACCAGUUGCAGAAAUAAAGGAGGAACUCAAACAACCAGUUGCACAAAUAAAAGAGGAACUCAAACAACCAGCUGCACAAAUAAAAGAGGAACUCAAACAACCAGCUGCACAAAUAAAAGAGGAACUCAAACAACCAGCUGCACAAACAACUGAGGAACUCAAACAACCAGCUGCACAAACAGAGGAACUCAAACAACCAGCUGCACAAGUAAAGGAGGAACUCAAACAAACAGUUGAACAAACAAAAAAACCCAAACAACCAGCUGAACAAACAGAGGAACUCAAACAACCAGCUGCACAAACAAAGGUUGAUCUCAAACAACCAGCUGCACAAACAGAGGAACUCAAACAACCAGCUACACAAGUAAAGAAGGAACUCAAUCAACCAGCUGCACAAACAAAGGAGGAACUCAAACAACCAGCUGAACAAACAAAAGAGGAACUCAAACAACCAGCUGCACAAGUAAAGGUGGAUCUCAAACAACCAGCUUCACAAAUAAAAGACGAACUCAAACAACCAGCUGAACAAACAAAAGAACCCAAACAACCAGCUGCACAAACAAAGGAGGAUCUCAAACAACCAGCUGCACAAACAAAGGAGGAACUCAAACAACCAGCUGCACAAACAAAGGAGGAACUCAAACAACCAGCUGAACAAACAAAAGAGGAACUCAAACAACCAGCUGCAGAAACAAAGGAGGAACUCAAACAAACAGCUCCACAAACAACUGAGGAACUCAAACAACCAGCUGCACAAACAAAGGAGGAACUCAAACAAACAGCUCCACAAACAACUGAGGAACCCAAACAACCAGCAGCACAAACAAAGGAGGAACUCAAACAAACAGCUGCACAAACAAAGGAGGAACUCAAACAACCAGCUGAACAAAGAAAGGAGGAACUCAAACAACCAGCUGAACAAAUAAAACAGGAACUCAAACAACCAGCUGCAGAAAUAAAGGAGGAACUCAAACAACCAGCUGUACAAACAGAGGAACUCAAACAACCAGCUGAACAAACGAAGGAGGAACUCAAACAACCAGCUGAACAAACAAAGGAGGAACUCAAACAACCAGCUGCACAAACAACUGAGGAACUCAAUCAACCAGCUGCACAAGUAAAGGAGGAACUCAAUCAACCAGCUGCACAAGUAAAGGAGGAACUCAAUCAACCAGCUGCACAAGUAAAGGAGGAACUCAAACAACCAGCUGCACAAGUAAAGGAGGAACUCAAACAACCAGCUGCAGAAACAAAAGGAGAAGCUCAGAGUUUUAUUGAGCAAACCAAACGUAGUCAUAUGGAAUUUACAAAACUGACACAAAGCAAAACAUCUGUUCAAGGUUCUGAAGAGCAAUCAGCAGUAGUUCUGGAUCAAACUAGAGUUAUACCAACUAUGAAGAAGUCAAUGGGUCCUGAGGUUUCCACAGCUCCAGAAGUUGCUACUUCAACAAGUCAAAUUGCUGGUGAGGAGAAAACCCAACAAAAACCUGAAAAACAUACUAUUCCACCACAAAGGAAAAAGUCCAGAACAAACAUUUGUCCCAGUUUUACUGUAGAACCUCAGCUGAGUGAUAAACCUGAAUGUCUGAAGUCCUCUGCUACACGUAUUGAUCUGGAACAGAAACAAAUUAGGAAAGAAUCUGUUGGUCAUGAUUUCACAGGAGCAACAGAAAGUACCAGUUUGGAAAAAGGAAAAGUUUCACCAGCCAAAAGAAAGUCAAUAGGCAAGAAAACUUUGCAAGAAACAUUUACCAAAACUGGGACUGAUGAAAUCUUAGAAACUAGUGGAGUCACAUCUACAGAAAAAUCAGAAACAAAGAUCACAUUAACUAAGAGAGAGUCAAACAGUUGUGAUGUUUCUCUGUCAUUAAAGCCAGAUACACUCACUGUCUGGUCCGAUGAGCUGAACUCUCAGGAAACAAUAAAAGAACCUAAAAGUGUAGGAGUUUCUUCAACGGAACAUCCAGUUACACCAUCUACUGUUCAGGAAGAUAAGAAUUUCUUGCUCCCUGCAUCAGGAAACCUGACUUCUCAAGAACUUUCUUACAAGGAGAAAACACAAGCAACGACACUUUCAAGAAGUCACAAAACUGAAGGUACUGGUUCAGUGAAAACUGAGCUAACAGGUUCUGAUAGUCAGAAGCUUCCUGCAUCUUUACAGGUGGUCCCAACAACUGAAGUAUCUGAUGUGGAAAACAUAGAGCUGUCACCAGGCCACAAACUGUCAGAAGAUCUGAAACUUUCCACAGAUGCCAUGUUUUUGUCUGAAACCAAAUUUGAAACUACAAUCAUUGGGUCAAGAGAUCAACCAAUAGUUACCGCUUCUGCAAUAACUGAACCAACACCAGCCAGCAGGAAGAUGUAUACUCUCGGUGCGUGUGAAGAAACUGGAAAAGAACCUCAGACUGGAAAACCAGCUGUGAAAACCCAGGAGGGCAAAGGAAAAAUUGAAACUGUUGUUAAACCAGUUGAGCUUUCCCAAUCCAUAGGAAUGUCAGAAAGACCAAAACUUCCCCUGGAAUUUGUUGACAUUAAGUGUGAGAGUUCAUCUUUGCCUUUCACAGAGAAAACUGAAGUUGCUGAUUUGAACAUAUCUAAAAUGACAGAAAGUAGAAGAGAGAUGAUUAAUGUGAAGUCUUCUGCAGCUACAGACACCGUCUCCACCACUGAAAGAGAAACCUGUGUUGAGACCAAACAAUUAAAGGAAAGGAAAUCUGCUACUACUUCAGAAGUCCUGAGUGAAAACUCUGAUAAUGCAGAUGUGGAGACUCAAACAGAAGGGAGGACUCAAAUUCAGGUCGCUGAAGAUCAGGAUCUCCAGGAAAAGAAAGUGGUCACAGUAAUUCUUGAUACAUGUGAAGUGUUUGAUCAUAUUACACAUGCUCAUCACUAUGAUGCUGAAAGUUGCACUUUGAUUUCUCAUUCUUCUCAUACAGAAGAACUUGAGUCAGAAGGUCUACCCACCUCAAUAACACCACCUAAAACAGCAGACCUUGACCUUCAGGUCCCUGAGUCCAGUGUUAAAAAGCAAACCACUGCCCAAAUGUCAGAAACACGUUCUAGAGCCAACUCUAAAACACAACUUCCUCUCUCUUUUGAUUCUACAGAUACACUGAAUAUAGCAGAUUAUAUUGACAAGCUAUGGACAAAUACUAAAGAGAACGAGACAAGAUAUUUGAUCAUUGAUGCAUCUGACUCAGGAAUCCUUCAGACAUACAAGACAGAGCUAGAUCAUGCAGACCAAGAAACUGUGACAACCAGUGAUUUCACUUCACCUUCAGCUGCUGUUUUGUCUCAUGAGGAAAGGACAGGAACACAUUUCUCUGAAGCUGAAAAAGCUACACCAGGUGGAACCAAGAGUCAGCUGUCCGAACAAGAAUCACCUCAGGAAAACCCUGAAGAAGCCAAAGAUAGUGAUACUCAGAAGGAAGAUGCAGCUUUAAAACCUGAUGCACAAGAAGCCCUGAGAGUUAUUCAGGAAGAACCUACAGAAUGCAUACUACAACUGGAUAUAUCUACCAGUCCAAAGGAGGAGGACACAUCUGUUGCAAGUGAUGAGCCAAGGAUGGAAACUGUGAUCCAGAUUGGAAAAGUCCAGCAGACCACUACUGCAGUUCAAGACAACAUUCCUUCGACAGACUCUGUUCAGCUCAACCUUCAUGCCUCUAAUGAACUGACCCAAGACAAGACAGAAUUUAUAGAGAUAAGCCUUUUUGAACAAGAUCCAGUAAAACCAAGCAAAACCGAGUCUGUGCUUGAGUCUACAAAUGCCAGCAAACACGUUAGACCAGAUGAACCUUCUGCUCUGCUGACUCAUGUUAUCAACAGUUCAUCCAGAAAAACUACARCUGUUAUUAUGUCAGAGAAAUGGUUUUCAGACAGGGCUGAGACUGCAGCUCAACAUCCCACCUCUCCAGUUUAUGAGUCAAUACAACCUAACCAGUCUACAUUCAUGGAAAUCAGCUUGUAUGAGCAGGAUGCAAGUCCAAGUGGAACAAAGACUGUGGUCUUAGGGACUGCACAGGAACGACAGGAACAGAGUGAAGAACCUCCUGUAAUGAUUAAACAUGGAGGGAAUGAUUUGGAAGAAAAACCUUUUGAGGCAGAGAAAAUCCAUUUGGAGCAUGAAGGUCCUGUUUUACGAGUAGAUAUACUGACCUGCCCUGAGGGACCCCAAAACCUUUGUGUCAUACAAGAACCAGGAGAAGAUCUAACUCCGACAAGGACCCAGCAUGAAGGAGUGCCUGAAGACAAAUAUAAGACUGCUGCUGACGUUCAUCCAAAGGAGGAGGCAAUGAGAAGAGGAGGGGAGGGGCAACAUCUCAGCUCUGUAUGGGAAGAAGACCAUCUUCAGAGUGACUCCAGUCAGCAUGUGUCUCCUGGUUCUGAAGAAGUCCCAUCAAGUGAUGCAGGGACAACAUCUGGAGAAACAAGUGAGCAAGAAACUUCAAAAGUGACAAGUCCAGAUACGUUGAAAACAACUCAAGACAAACCAGAAGAUGUAUCCAGAAACCUUGAUGAGCAGUUUACUGCAGUUAAAACCAUCCUGAGAGGAGAGCGAGUUUCCAUUAAACACCCCGGUACAUCAGAAAAACAAAUCACAUCUGGGUCAGAAACAAGUUUCCAGAGUGGCAAGGUGACAGAAGAAACCCAUCUGACCUCUGUGGAGGAAGGAAAUGUUAAAGAACUGGAACACCAAGAGCCAGUUAAAGUGAGUUCAUCUGAAAAGAGCAGAGAGGAAAUGAGUCAAACUGAUCCUCAGCUAGAACCCUACAAGCUCACACUGGAACCCUGUGAGGGAGUUAAAGACUCUGAUGUUAAACAGUCUGGACCUUCACUAGACCAACUGGACCAUGCAUCAAAGAUCUCAGAUAAAACUUCAGUUGAAGAGAGAACAGAGGUGGAGGUCCGAUCUGCUGCACUGAAAGACAGAGAAGAUGUAACUGCAGCUGAAGUUCAGCCUGACUGGUUCCUUACUGAACCCACUUUGGUUCUUAAAGUCCAGAUAGAGGAGGGCAUGGCUGGUGUAGGAGAAGAGCACAGGUUGAUAACUGAGGAACGUGAAGAGAUCCCACUCCACAGAAUUCUUCAGCAUGGGAGUUUACCAGUCCUGAAGGAACCAGUCCUGAAGGAACCAGUCCUGAAAGACCCAGUCUUGAAAGACCCAGUCCUGGAGGAACCAGUCCUGGAGGAAUCAGUCCUGAAAGACCCAGUCCUGAAGGAACCAGUCCUGAAGGAACCAGUCCUGAAGGAACCAGUCUUGAAGGAACCAGUCCUGAAGGAACCAGUCUUGAAGGAACCAGUCUUGAAGGAACCAGUCUUGAAGGAACCAGUCUUGAAGGAACCAGUCCUGAAAGACCCAGUCCUGAAAGACCCAGUCCUGAAGGAACCAGUCCUGAAGGAACCAGUCCUGAAAGACCCAGUCCUGAAGGAACCAGUCUUGAAGGAACCAGUCCCGGAGGAACCAGUCCUGAAAGACCCAAUCCUGGAAGAACCAGUCUUGGAGGAACCAGAAGGAACUGCCAUGGACAACAUGUUCACAGAAAUCCUGUUCCUCUCUAGAACAGGAGCCAUCAGUCAGAUCACUCAGAGUACACCACAGGAAGAUGCUCCAGAGGUUCUCCUCACAUCCAGCAGGGAUUUGAACUUUCUGCUCAGCAGAGUACUUUCAAAGGUUCUGAGCAUCAAGAACAGUCCUGCUGAGCUCAGCCUGUCAGCCAUGACUCAGCAAGUGGAGGCUGCUCAGGAGUGUAAAGAUGUUGCACAGCUUCAGGUGUCGGUGGUCUCUCAGCUAAGAGAAGCUGAUGCUGCAAACAAGGAUGUUCUGGAUCCUCUGGGGGACCAGUGGAGCGCUGUGGUUCAGGAUGCAGCUGCUGUGAUCCAGAGUAAAGAAACCCAGCUGCAACUGGUGUCUGAUUUUUGCGCACAAACCCAAAGAGCAAAGAGCAAGCUGGAUCAGCUGACAGCAGAGCUGGAUGCAGUGAACAAGUCUCCAGAGAACAGCAGUCAAUCAGAGGCCAGUCGGCUGACCUCCUUACAGAGAAGUUUGGAGGAGAACAGGACGAUACUUGGAGAGUUGCUUCUGAUUCAUACCAGCAUGUGUCUCAUCCUCUGCCCCUCAGACAGAGAAACUGCCCAGACUGAGCUGAAGAACCUCCAGGAGAAGUGGAGCUUAUUAGAAAGGACUGUUCAGAGCUCUGUUCAUCACACAAACAUCUUUUCUGACCACAGCAGCACCCUUCUGUCAGAUCUCACCAGCUUACAGGAACACCUGGAAAAUCUCAGGAAAGACCUUGAAGCCAAAGCUCCCUUAGGUGCUCAGUGGAGUUACAAGGAGGCGCAGCAGCUGAUGGAGGUAAACGCUGAACUUAAAGCAGUCCAACAACAGUACCAAUAUUUACAGCAGGUGUCAGAAGAGUUGCUCCUCUGCUGCAGAUGGAAAGAAGAAUCAGAGAAAAUGCACUUCAGGCUCCAGGAGAUCAGAAAAAAACUGAGCCACGUAGAGGAACUCCUGUCCUCCCAGACUAAAACCAGCAGCAACCCUGUGAUGGAGAAGAUCAUCACUGUGAUGAAGGACGCCCUGGCAACAGCCAAACAAAUGGAGAAGGACAUUGAGGCCAAGAGGAGGAGGGUGCCUCUUCUUCCAGAAGAGGUUCACCGGCAGCUCAGGGAUCUGAAGAAGCUGCAGUUUGAGGUCAUGGCCAAACAGGGUCAGCUGGAGUCUCUGGUAGAGGAGGUGACAGAGCUCCUACCACUGCUGGACCAGGCUCAGGAGGUACCAGUCAUCCACACUUCUCUGGAAUGCCUUGAAGAACUUUCCAAGUCCACCACUGAGAAGCUGUCCAAGGCCAUGAAAGAAGUGGAGUCUGGUCUCCAGACCAGAGAGAAGCUGUCUGAGCAGAUUGCUGACCUGGACUCCUGGAUUCUGGCUCAUCUACAGUCAGAGGCUUCGAGACGAGCAGACAGUGAACCCCUGAGUCCAUCUGAACUGGACCGCAGAGUUCGUCACAUUCAGGAAACACUGUGUGAAGCUGAGAGGCAGGCAGCGGUGUGUGAGGCACUGUUAAUGAAGAGUAAAGACAUCAGAUCUGAACUCAGCAUCACAGAAACAUCUCAGCUGUUUGACACAAUCAGGAACCUCCAAGAGGAUAUCAGAGCCAUCAGCAGAAGGGAGAAGACUGAAAAGGAGGAACUGGAAGAACUCAUGAAGACCACAGAUUCAAGAAGGAAAAUGUUGUUGGUUGUUGAACAAAGCCUGAGGCAAAUCUCUGUAGAACUGGGUAGAUACAGGUUCCCCAUCACCAGAGAGUGCCUCCAAGCUUUAGGAACUUUUAAACAACAGAUUUUGGAACAUAAGUCUCAGGUUGACCUUCUGAAACCAUGGAUCCCCCAGGAAAAGACCAAUGAGAUCAAGUCUGCUAUUUCUGACCUUCAGAAUAAAAUCUUUACCCUGGAAAUAAAAGUCAGGGAUCAUGAGAGUUUUCAGGACAUGAGGCAAUCUGUGGACAUCCUCAGAGAGAAUAUUCAGGAGCAAGUUCACCAGACUAAAGAUGAGACCAGAAACCUGGAGGACAGGUACAAGAUGUGUCAGACCCUCCUGGUUCAGGUUCCUUUGAUGAAAGAAUUCUGUAGACAGGUUGGAUCCAAACUCCAGAUUAUUUCUGCAGACCUUUAUCCCUCCCAGCUGGCAGCUGAACACCAGAGGCUGAAACAAACUGAAGACAACCUCCAAACAUUAGAGCUGAUGCUCCUCAACAACCUCAGUCUCAUUGAGUGGAACAUGCUCAAAGACCUGGAUCUUGAAUCAGAAAGAAAAGCCACUCAGUCAUUCCUGUCCAGGACUCAGAAGAGGCUUCAGAACUUCUGUUUACUGGAUCCAAACCAAACUGAGAUUGACAAAGAAUAUCAUAAACUUAUAUCUUUAAAAAAGACAGUGGAGCUAAAACUUAGAGCAUUUGAGCUUCUAGAGAAAAAGAAGGCAAGCAAACUAACAUCUGAACAUCUGCUGGACUUAAAGAAUGCAGUCCUCACACAAUGUGACACAAACAUGGAGAAGGUCCUUCAUGGCAGACAGUGCUUCAGAAGCUACAGUGCUGCUGUUAAAGACACAGUGCAGGUCCUGCAGGACAUGGAGCUCUCGGUCCUGACCCUUCAGGACUCGCCUGCUGUCUGCUCUGACAGUGUGGAAGAGACUCAGCAGAUGUUGACCUCCCUGCAGCAUCACUUCCAAACCCACAUGGAGCAGCUGCAGAGCCAGGCUGCCCUGCAGACUCUCCUGUGUCCUCAGAAGUUUCAGAAGCUCCAUGAGACAGUUGUGAGCACCCUGCUGGUCCAGAUGGCCACUCUGCAGGCCAAAGGUCACGUACACCUGGAGCGUCUCAGCAGGUGUGCACAGCAGCACAGGAACUACACAAACUGUCGAGAUGAAGUCCUCCAGAAGAUCACGAGUGCAGAAAACCGAUUCUUCGAGAUCAUCAGUGAAAAAGUCACCUGUCUGCGUGAAUGCACCGAGCAGGAGGCCGAACUCAGAGUUCUGUCUGAGGAGACAGAGGCGCUGCUGGAACAUCUGGAGCAGCUGAGGGAGUGGUGUCCAGAACAGAGCUGUCGUGGAGGCAGGGAGGCUGCAGGCACCUCCACCUGCAGACGGGUGUCAGGUUUGCAGCGCUGCAUCCAGAAGCUGGCAGCACGGAGCAGACAGAGGAUCACAGAGUGGCUCAGCAUCACGGACAGCGUGGAGAAAGCCUGUGUGGUGUUGGAGAGGGUGGAGGCGGAGCUUCCUGACUGCUCCAAGGUGAAGGCGUCCUCCGAGGAGCUGCAGGACCUGCUGCAGGCCUGGGAGCAGUACCAGGACAGACUGGACUGUGAACACCGAGCGCUGUCUGCGCUGGAGCUGCGCGCGGCCCGCUUGCUGGGAGUCCCCGCCCACCUGGAGCAGGCUCCUCCCACUCCACUCUGUCAGCAGCUGCAGCAGAUGCAGAGCAGAUWUAACAGUGUGAAGCAGAAGAGCAGCGAGGGUUUGCUGACUGCUAGGAUGGAGCUGGAGGACAGAGAGAAGGUCCACGAGGAGCUGCAGGUGGUUCGGGUUUGGCUGGAAGCUGCAGACAGUGUGCUGUCAGAGAUGGAGCAGAGCAGCAGCUCUCAGCAGCUGCAGGAGCUGUACAGCCACAUGUUUACCCAUAAGGCUUUGCUGCAGCGCAUCACGGACAGCCUCAGGGUGAAAUACUCUGAGCCAGACACCCCGGUACCAGCUGAGAUUGACAGCCAGUUACAGGAAGUGACAAAGUCCCUGCAGGAAGUAGAACUAAAGGUGGGGGAGGCGGUGAAGAGGAGCGGUCCGGUCCACAGGCUGGGAGUAAAGCUGUCUGAUAUCCAGGCUGGGCUGAAAUCAGUCCAGAGCCGCCUGGAGGACCGGAGUCCAACUGUGGCUGAAGCGAAGCUCACUCAGAAGCGCGUGUGGGACGGCCUGGAUGUGUGGCACUCCAGACUGGCAGCUCUGGAGGUAGAAAUGCAGGACUUGGAGAAACCGGAUGAGACUCUGGUUCUGACAGAGAGACUGGUGGAGGUCCAGCAGCUCCACUCCCUGGUGUCCAAACAGGCUGAGCAGAGGACCACCCUGCUGAGCAAGACCCACAAGUGGCUCCAGGAGCAUGAGGAGAUGAUCAGCAGCUCCAACAGCUGGAUUGUUGAGGCUCAGUCGUGGCUCUCUGCUCCGUGCACGUACACCUCAGCUAAGUGUUUGAGGAGCCACGUGCACACUCUCCAGGUGGUGUUGGACGAUGCGGGUCAGAUCAGGAAGACGCUGCAGGGCUUCGGUGCCGUCCUGGGGGACAUGUCUCAGCUCUGUGAUGUCACGGCUCUGCAGGAGCAGCUGGUCCGUGCUGACCGCCACGUGGCCCAGGUUCAGGACAGUUUUACGGCUCCUCUGUCUCAGCUGGAGCACGCUGCUGCAGAGGUGGAGGCCAUCGAAAGUGAAGUCAGGCAGAUGGAGAGCGAUGUCGCUGAAAUAAAAACCAUGUUGUCCUCUUCAGAGGCCUUGCCCAGCCCCAGAGAGGACACUCUGAAGACGAUUGAACAGAAGAUCCAGUCCAUGAGGAGAACUGUGGCUGAGAUCCAGAAAUGUAAACCAGACCUCUGUCUUCCGGACAAGGCAGAAGAGACUCUGAUGGUCUUUAAAGUAGUGGACCAGCUCCAGGCUCUGCUGCUGGACCUGGAGAAGAAAAUCCCUGCCCUGUUCAUCCAGCAGCCUCAAACUCCAGUUCAAGAAAAAAUGUCAGCUAAAGUCCAAGGAUCCUUUUCUGCUGAGGGCGAGGAGGAGCAGGGUCAGAUCACAGUAGUACAUGUAGGGGACGACAUCCUGAAGAGAUCUGGAGGGACUCUACGGACGGUGCAGCAGUCCUGUCCAGAACAGAGACUGACUCCUGAACCCACCUGGCAGCAGGAGCCUGAGGGCGAGCUCCAGGCUGAAGAAACCAAAGAGAGUGAAAGCAGUGAGGAGCUGAGAGGGGAGAACUUUGGAACAAGUGUUUUCUGGUGGCUCUGGGAUGCUUUCCUGCAGGGAGCUUCUCCAGAGGAACCAGGUGCGGCUAAAGACACUGAAGGUGCUUCUGGUCAAAGCAUCAAACAAAGAGCAGAAGAUAAAAAGGAUGUUGAGAGCUCCACUGGCACCGCUGAAGCAAGUUCACCUGAAGCUUCAUCAGAACCUGUGGGCACUGUCAGAACCCAGUCCCAGUCUGAGAUGAUGGGAAACCCAGCUGUGACCGUAAACGUGUCCAAGCCUGACUCCAAGUCUCAGCACAGAUGUUUAAUUUCAUAGAAACUCUUGUUUUUCUUCUCAGUGUUUCUCUGGUUCCAUUAGAACCUUCAAACGGUCAGGUCUUCUCUAAGACCAGCUCCAGAGCUUCCAGGAUCUCAGUCCUUUAACUUUAAUAUUCAGGUGUUUGUUUGAAACUCCAGAAAUCUUCUAAUUUGUCAACUCUCCAGUUGGACUCUAGAAAAUAAGAUUAAAUCUUUAAGAUGAA
Messenger RNA from Austrofundulus limnaeus, 26121 nucleotides. RefSeq lists its product as uncharacterized. The record is from RefSeq and is a predicted model, not a curated record. NCBI's taxonomy places the organism in Eukaryota, Metazoa, Chordata, Actinopteri, Cyprinodontiformes, Rivulidae. Gene Ontology annotation, molecular function: protein binding.